AUGCUCACGUUUGCAGAAAAGCACAAUGCCACCUUGCAGUACCUCUAUCCAGUAAUACCAGGAGAAUUAAUACAUUUGACGGUUCUAUUACAGUUUGUCGUAAAUAAUUCGCUGGACGUGGCAAUCACAUUGAUUCCCUUCGCAUAUACGAGGAAUGACAUAUACCCAUUAUUAACAUACCCGCUGGAAGUAAGUGGUUGGUUUAUUGCAUUACCUUGUCCACAGCCACUAGACUACUCCGAAAUAUACACGUUAGUCGUUACUGCAGAAGUAGUUGGCCUUUUGAUGGUAUUCAAUUUUAUCUUCUCGGCACUGGAAUCUAUUAUUAAGCAGCAGUUUUAUAAAAGAAGCGAUCACAUAAAUUGGAUAGACAUUUUGGUCAACGAAAAUAUAUUUCGGGGCAUUUUCGGUCUCUCAUUUCUCACGAAGAGACAUCCGGUGCUCUCAAUGAAAAUGCUGUAUGUGUUUCUUUUCCUACUGGGCUUGUUCGUCAACAACAUGUACUCGGCGUACUUUCAAACCCUUUUCACCAGUCCACCCCUAGAGCAGGAAAUAUUAACAUUCGAUGAUAUGCGAGCCCGAAAAUUAACGAUAAUGUUUGACCGCAACGAAAUCUCUUCUGUGCAGGAAUCAUUUGGCUCUAAAUUCAAUAGAACAUUCAAAGACAUAUUACAGAUUGAGGACACUAAAAUAUUUCAACUUCAUCGGAGAACAUAUGACACCACUUAUGCCUAUACGAUGCCAGAGCCGCUUUGGUCCAUCUUCGAGGCACAACAAGAAACUUUUGAGCGAGAGCUGUAUUGCUUAGCUCCGACGUUAAAAUUAUUUGGUUCAUUGAUGCUGGGCAUACCCCUGGCCGAGAAUUCCUACCUCAAGGAUCCACUGAGUAUGAUGACCCUACGCGUCGUUGAAACGGGACUUUUGGAACACUGGCGUACAGUGACAUUCCUAGAUAUGGCAGCAAGUGGCCAAUUGCAGCAGGUGGGGCCAAAGACGAGGGAAAAAUUCCACAAUAUCAGCAUCCAAGAUAUGCAGUUACCAUUUUAUUUACUGUUAUGUGGCUUAAGUCUGAGCGGUACCGUUCUCAUUCUCGAACUUUGUAUAUUCAAAUUAAAGAAUAAACAACAAGCGAGGAAAUAA
Molecule: messenger RNA, 1140 nt
Organism: Zeugodacus cucurbitae (melon fly)
Lineage: Eukaryota; Metazoa; Arthropoda; Insecta; Diptera; Tephritidae
Exons: 1
Coding region: 1-1140 (379 amino acids)
Source: RefSeq, a predicted model, not a curated record